CUGAAGUCAAAAUUGUGCUUAUUUGUUGUUGGCAUUUGCUUUUUCACUCACACUCGCACAAGCACAACCACCUGAAACACAAAGAAGAACAACACUUGCUGUCGCUUCUUCACUGGCUCUUUCCUCCACCACAACUACCACCACUACCACCACAAGAAAAGAAAACAAGAAAGAGAGAGAAAAAGUAAUAGAAACUUUUCUCUUGUUUCUUCCAUGGACUCAAAGUUCAUCGGAAAACCGCCGACAACGGUGGACCUAGAGCGGAUGCCGGAGCGUGGCUCCCACCACCGACGCUCUCACUCCGAUACUAGUUUCCGUUUCGCCGCCACCUUUGAUGACCUCCUCAUGUUCGACCCUUCCGACCUCGACAUCUCCAACCUCCCUCUCCCGUCGCACUCCGGCGGAGAAACUGGCGGUGGCGGCGGCGGCCCGAUGGCGGUGGAUUCGGAUGAGUCUGGUGGGAGGCCUUCCGCGGCGGCUGGCCCGCACGCCUCGCACCUCCGGAGCUUGUCCGUGGACUCUGACUUCUUUGACAGUAUUGGAUUCUCCGGCGGUGGGGAGGAGAAAAUCAACGGGAAGUGCGGCGGCGAGAGGAGGGUGAGUCACCACCGGCACAGUAAUUCGAUGGACGGGUCUUCUACGACGUCGUUUGAGGCUGACUCGUUGAUGAUGUUGGACGGUGUGAAGAAGUCAAUGGCACCUGAUAAACUCGCUGAGCUUGCUCUUAUUGAUCCAAAGAGAGCUAAGAGGAUUCUUGCUAAUAGACAAUCUGCUGCGCGAUCAAAGGAGAGGAAAACGCGUUAUACAAGUGAGCUGGAGAGGAAGGUGCAAACGCUUCAAACUGAAGCAACUAAUCUCUCUGCUCAGCUCACCAUGCUUCAGAGAGACACCACAGAUUUGACCGCCGAGAAUAAGGAGCUCAAACUGCGGUUAGAGGCGUUGGAACAAGAAGCUCAGCUUAGAGAAGAUCUCAAUGAGGCAUUGAAGGAAGAACUACAGCGCCUUAGGGCACAAAAUAAUCGUUUAAGUUCUGUUGGUGGUAAUCCUUCUUUCGGUGGGAUCUACUCCCAUUUGGCUUCCCAGCUAGCCAUGCAACAGUUGAAUGAUCCUCCAACUCAGCAGGGACAGCCUCGCAUGCGGGCUUCUUUCAACGGGCAUGGCCACCCUAACUUCAGGGACUUUAAUCAGAAGUAGAUAACAGAAGCAGUGAAUGAUUGGUUAAAACUUAAAAGGAAUAUUGAUCACACGUAACAUCUUGUAUAUAUAUAUAUAUACAUGUGAGUAUGUAUGCAUUUAUGUACUUAGUAUGUAAUACAAAUGAGGCUUGUGAAGGAUGUUAUUUGUGCAGUUCAUUGUCCUUAGUACGAUGUUCUUAUUUAUUUGUCA
Messenger RNA from Lotus japonicus, 1386 nucleotides. RefSeq names its product transcription factor VIP1. The coding region runs from base 214 to 1194 and encodes 326 amino acids. Gene Ontology annotation, cellular component: nucleus. Gene Ontology annotation, molecular function: DNA-binding transcription factor activity. The record is from RefSeq and is a predicted model, not a curated record. The transcript is spliced from 4 exons. Gene Ontology annotation, biological process: regulation of DNA-templated transcription. NCBI's taxonomy places the organism in Eukaryota, Viridiplantae, Streptophyta, Magnoliopsida, Fabales, Fabaceae.